Molecule: messenger RNA, 318 nt
Organism: Onychostruthus taczanowskii (white-rumped snowfinch)
Lineage: Eukaryota; Metazoa; Chordata; Aves; Passeriformes; Passeridae
Product: feather keratin Cos1-1/Cos1-3/Cos2-1-like
Exons: 1
Coding region: 1-318 (105 amino acids)
Cellular component (GO): intermediate filament
Molecular function (GO): structural constituent of cytoskeleton
Source: RefSeq, a predicted model, not a curated record
AUGUCUUGCUGCAGACCCUGUCCCCCACAGCCCUGCGGUUCCUGUGGCCCAACCCCCCUUGCAAGCAGCUGCACUGAGCCCUGCAUCGCCUGCUGCGCUGACUCCACGGUGUACAUCGAGCCUUCGCCGGUGGUGGUGACCAUGCCGGGCCCCAUCCUCACCUCCUUCCCUCAGAGCACAGCCGUGGGAUCCUCUCUGUCAGCUGCUGUGGGCAGCUCCCUCAGCACCGCGGGGGUUCCCAUCUCUUCUGGGGGCUCCCUUGGCCUGGGGGGCUCAGGCCUGUGUCUGCCUUUCCCCCGCUGCGGGCAGAUCUGCUGA